This is a messenger RNA of Aspergillus vadensis CBS 113365, 1442 nucleotides long. Its product is annotated as MFS transporter. The coding region runs from base 1 to 1383 and encodes 460 amino acids. NCBI's taxonomy places the organism in Eukaryota, Fungi, Ascomycota, Eurotiomycetes, Eurotiales, Aspergillaceae. Gene Ontology annotation, biological process: transmembrane transport. The record is from RefSeq and is a predicted model, not a curated record. Gene Ontology annotation, molecular function: transmembrane transporter activity. The transcript is spliced from 6 exons.
AUGGCGGCCGUUGCGCAAUGUCUUGCCUGUCAUAGCAAAGCACCGUGGGGAGCGACACUAUUCAAAUGGCGGUCUUCGAGGAGCUUCGUUUUAAGUGUGGUUUGUUUUGCCGGAAUGACGGACAUGCUUCUUUACGGGUUGAUCAUUCCUAUCCUUCCAAAUGCUCUCUCGGAAAAGGUCAAGCUACCCUUGGGAGAACUACAACGUUGGACUUCGAUUCUUCUUGCGUUAUAUGGUGCAGCGAUGACCAUGGCCUCUCUUCUUUGCGGAUAUCUUGUGGAUCGCACUGCAUCACGCCGGUGGCUUUUCGUAGCAGGGCUCGCGGGGUUAGCGGUUGCCACGACGCUCCUCUGCAUUGGAACACACCUAUCUCUAUGGAUUCUGGGGCGUUUACUCCAGGGCGGAGCUGCUGCGGUGGUUUGGACCGUUGGGAUGACACUACUAGUGGAUCGAUAUCAAGAAGAUGCACUGGGCAAUGCGCUGGGUUACUUCGCCAUGUCCACAGUAAUAGGAGCCACUGCUGGGCCGCUCUUGGGUGGAGUCCUUUAUGAACAUGCGGGCUAUUACGCCCCAUUCGGACUAGCAUUUGCGCUGAUAGCUUUGGACCUAACCCUCCGGUUGAUGAUCAUUGAAACGGAGAAAGAUCAGGUAACAUUCGAACACAGAAGAAAAGGAGCCAGUGCUUCCAGUCGAGAAGACGACACAUCAACCAAUCUCGAAUUCAUGGACCCUUCUUCACGAAGCUCGCGUCAACCAACCAAUCAUAAGGCAGUCUUCGCUCUACUCCGGUCUCCACGGAUGGUUCUCGCGUUAACGGUCUAUUUCUUUCUCUCUACGACUCUAACGGCAUUCGAUAGUGCAUUACCACUCUUUGUCCGUGACACCUUUGGUUGGAAGCAAACUGCUCAAGGCCUUAUAUUCAUUCCCCUGAUGGUGCCACACGUUCUUGAUCCCGGCAUUGGGUAUAUAGUGGACCGCUGGCCUAAGACCCGCUGCUAUUUGAUUACGAUGGGUCUAUUGGCGAUGGUACCGCUAAUGGUAAGCCUGCGAUUUAUUACCGAGAAUAGCAUUGGCCAUAAGGUUCUUCUCUGUACCUUAUUAGCACUGAUCGGUGGUUGUGUUGAACUUAUUGAGACACCAACUAUGGUUGAAGUGACUAAUCGUGCACUUGAGGCAUCGACGGCAUGGCCUGGGGCGUUAGGUAGGAAUACCGCAAUUGCAUUGGCCUGUGGGCUCUGUAACUGUGCCUUUGCUGCGGGUUCAAUGGCAGGCCCCUUCUUGGGAGGAUUCAUUCGGGAUCAUGCUGGUUGGAAGACCAUGUCGUGGGCGCUGGCGCUGCCGAUGGGAGUGUGGGGGAUACUUGUGUUGUUAUUUCUUUGCUGAACGGGGCGUGUGCCCUAUACGGUUGGUGCUUCUACAACCCAGCCAGAUACAGAACGAAC